AUGAGUGCUUUUAAUGUUUCUUCUGAUGAAUGUUCUCUCAGAUGGAAAAAUCAAAGACUUUAUCAAACAAACUCUUCGGAGUGGAAUGAAUCACAGAAUUCGACGACGACGAAUGAUACGACUGUGGUGACUUCAAAUCAAUCAUCAAAUGAAAAAACAACUGGUGGAUUAAUUACAACUCCUAUUUAUUAUGUCAAUGGACCUCCUCAUAUUGGACACUUCUUUACUUCUAUUCUUUCCGAUACUCUUUUUCUCUAUCACAAAAUAUUGAAAAAUAGGAAGGACAUGAUUUUCUCUACAGGUACCGAUGAACAUGGAAGUAAAGUUCAGAGAACUGCAAUUGCAGCCUAUUUGGAAAAUUUGAAAAAAUCAAACCCUGAUGGUUCACCUGUUCUUGAUACGAUCCUCGAGGACCCAGCUUUAAUUGAGAAGGCUUGUGUGGAAUUUUGUGAACAAAUUUCGAAUCGUUUUAAAAAGCUCAUGGACGAUUUUCAUAUCCAUUAUACACACUAUUUGAGGACUAGUGCCACUAAAGAACACAGAGAGACAGUCGUCAAGGUGUGGAAACAUUUGCAAGACCAAGGUGAUAUCUAUAUUGGAGAAUAUCAAGGAUGGUACUGCACAACUGAUGAAGCCUUUACUACAGAAACUGAACAAUACAAAAUAACACAUGAAUCGGGCCAAGAGGAAUGGGUGACUAUUAACAAGUCAUCAGGAAAUCGCUGUGAAUAUGUGACAGAGAAAAAUUAUAAAUUUAGAUUAAGCAAAUACAUUGAUCGAGUCGAGAAGUGGUUGGAAGAAAAUCCAAAUGUUAUCAAACCAAAAGAAAGAUAUAAUGAAUUGAUGGGAAUGAUCAAGAAGGAAAAGGAACGGCAUCCCGAGUCACUUGAUUUGAGUAUAUCAAGAACCAGAGACCGAGUGCAGUGGGGAAUUUCUGUUCCAGGAGACCCUGAACACACCAUUUACGUUUGGCUCGAUGCAUUGACCAAUUACUUGACAGCUGGAUGUACAAUGGCCAAUGAAACAUUGAAUUGGCCUCCAACGAUUCAAAUCAUUGGAAAGGAUAUCCUCAAAUUCCAUGGAAUUUAUUGGCCUGCCUUUUUGAUGGCUCUCGGAAAGGAGCUUCCUGAGACACUUCUCGUACACUCGUAUUGGCUUGUCGAUGGCGUGAAAAUGUCAAAAUCAUUGAAGAAUGUCAUUUCUCCUUACGAUUUACUUUCUGAAACUGGUGUUCAACCAGAUUUAUUGAGAUAUUAUUUAUUGAGUGAAGCAUUGUUGAGUACUGAUAGUAGCUUUAGUAUGAUUAGAUUCCCUGUAAAGGUGAACGAAUUGGCAGACAUUUUCGGUAACUUGUUAACUCGAACUUUUAACAAAAAAUUCCAUUCUGAAGUUAGAGAAAUUCCAUACAGAAACUUGAAAUUUGAACAUGAUAAUGGUAGUGAAGUCAAUCCAAAUGAUAUUGUCGUAGAGUUGAUAGAACUAUUGAACGAUUUGAAAGAACAAGUAAGAUCUGCGUAUGAGGAUAAACUUGAAGUGAGAUUUGCUAACGCGGCAGCUACAAAAAUUCUAAAACGCUGCAAUCAAUUAUUUAAUGAGGUUAAACCUUGGGAAUUAGUGAAAGUGCCUGAAAAGAAUACAUUGUAUGUGGAGGAGUUGAUGUUUCUGGUUGGUGAAACACUUAGAAAUUGUGCCAUUGCUCUCUAUCCAGUUUUACCAGACAAGAUGACAUACAUUUUGUCAUUCCUCAAUCAGGGUCAACCUCUUUUGCAAGACAUUGGUUUCUGUCAAAAAGGAACAUCACUCAAAAUUCAAACAGAUCCGGAGAUUUUAUUCAGAAAGAUUGCUGAAGUCAAACAAGAGGGAUCUCGAAUGAGAGGAAGGCAAAAACAAUCACCCGAACAAACAAAACAAACAAAACAGCAAUAG
Molecule: messenger RNA, 1926 nt
Organism: Naegleria fowleri
Lineage: Eukaryota; Heterolobosea; Eutetramitea; Acrasida; Naegleriidae
Exons: 1
Coding region: 1-1926 (641 amino acids)
Biological process (GO): methionyl-tRNA aminoacylation
Molecular function (GO): ATP binding; methionine-tRNA ligase activity
Source: RefSeq, a predicted model, not a curated record